AUGCCCGCAAAGGCCGGGGCAGCGGCUGAAGCCCCGGGUCGGCGGGGCGCAGGAGCGGGGGGCACAGCGGCGCUGCCCAGCCCCGCUGGCACUCGACUGGAAGCGCCGUCGGGCGGGCGGAGGGCGCCGCCGCUGCGCCCCUUCCCUUCAGCCCGGGCUGGUUCCGAGGCUCCGCUGUCCGGCGGCGCGGGGAGCAGGACCGGGAUGCAGGGCAGCGGUGCCCGGUGUGCCCGUCAGCCGGGCGGAUCGAGGGCUCCGGCCGCGGAAAGGGAGGGUGGUGGCGCCGCCAUUCCCCCGCCUCCCCUCGCUUCAGGCGCCCGCGAACGCUCGGGUGCGGCUUUCCGUGAGGUGAUGGGCGCUGCAGAAAUACCGCAGUUUUACGAAUGUCUGGAGAAACUCUUGGACGUUAUAUUUCGACUUUUGUGUGAUGUUGCCAGGACGUAAAUAUGCGUGUGAAUGAGAAGAGAAAGGAAACGGAAAGAGGUCUGUCCAGAACUAAUUUGGUGGUAAACACGGUGCUUUAGAGUGGUCACUCAUUUUUAUAAAGGAAACACUGUUCUGAAAGAGCAUGUAGUCAACAAAAUGCAUUAACU
Molecule: messenger RNA, 593 nt
Organism: Pipra filicauda (Wire-tailed manakin)
Lineage: Eukaryota; Metazoa; Chordata; Aves; Passeriformes; Pipridae
Product: cuticle collagen 40-like
Exons: 2
Coding region: 1-444 (147 amino acids)
Source: RefSeq, a predicted model, not a curated record